Nicotiana attenuata is the source of this 1983-nucleotide messenger RNA. RefSeq lists its product as uncharacterized. NCBI's taxonomy places the organism in Eukaryota, Viridiplantae, Streptophyta, Magnoliopsida, Solanales, Solanaceae. The transcript is spliced from 5 exons. The coding region runs from base 1 to 1983 and encodes 660 amino acids. The record is from RefSeq and is a predicted model, not a curated record.
AUGGGGGAUUAUAAUGUUGUUCUUCAGGCACGGGACAGACAGCAUGGUACUGAGGUAAAGAAGGCUAUUAAAGAGAUUAACACACAACAUUACAAAGGAGUUGAUGAGAGAAUUAAAGGGAUCAGGAAGGAGCUUCAGUCAGUACAGGAAGAAAUGAGUUCCAAUCUACAUAAGCUAGAGCUAAUUGAGAAGGAAAAAACAUUGAAGGGGGAUCUAGAAAAAUGGGUACUGAUUGAGGAAAGCAUAUAUAGACAAAGAUCAAGAGUGCAAUGGUUGAAGUUGGGUGAUUCAAACUCAGUUUAUUUCUUUGCUCAGAUGAAGAAUAGAAGUAAUUUGAAUGGAAUACAUAUACUAACUAAUGACAUGGGGGACCAGCUAGUGUUGGAGGAAGAUAUAAAGGCAGAAAUCAUGGGGCCUAUCAACUGCACUGCCAUUACCUUAAUUCCUAAAGUCAAAAAUCCUGCAAGCAUUAAAGAAUAUAGGCCUAUUUCAUGUUGUACAGUCUUGUACAAAGUGAUAUCAAAGAUUCUUACCAAGAGUCUACAAAGUGUAAUGGACAUACUGAUUGAUAGUACACAUGCAGCUUUUGUUCCUGGCAGAAUAUUACAUGCAUUAGCAUUCCCAGAGCAAUUUGUAAGAUGGAUCAUGAACUGUAUGGAAACUGUCACAUAUACAAUCAUGAUUAAUGGUGCACUAACUAAGCCAUUUGAGGCUAGGAAAGGAUUGAGACAGGGGGAACCCCUCUCACCAUUUCUAUUUGUGCUUGCAAUGGAAUACUUGACAAAGAAACUAAGAAACUGGGGAGAUAUUGGAUCAGUUAAAAAAUUGUUUCAAUGCUUUAUGGAGUUCUCAAAACCCUCUGGAUUGAUGAUUAAUAAAAACAAAAGCUCAAUUUUCUUUGGAGGAGUCACAAAUGAUGAGCAGGAGGAGAUCCUGGAAUUUCUAGGAAUUCAGAGAGGUGUACUACAAGUUAGAUACCUUGGUGCACCACUGAGCUCCAAAAGAAUAUUCGUAGCUCGGUGUCAACCACUUAUUGAUAAAAUAGUCGGAAGAAUUACUUCAUGGACUGCAAAAUUCUUGUCCUAUGCAGGAAGGAUUCAACUCAUAAAAAGUAUCAUGUUCUCCAUUCAAACCUACUGGGCUCAAAUAUUUGUCCUACCAAAGAAGAUCACAAAACCAAUUGAGUCAAUAUGCAGAAGCUACCAAUGGACUGGAGAAGGUACAGUUUCAAAAAAAGCACUAUUAGCAUGGGAGAAAAUAUGUCUUCCCAAGUCAGCAGGUGAAUUCAAUGUCAUGAAUAUAGCAAUCUGGAACAAAGCUGUUAUAUGUAAGCAAUUUUGGAACUUAUGUAAAGAGAAGAAGAAGUUGUGGAUACUGUGGGUACAUAGUUAUUACAUUAGAGGAAGGAACAUCUGGAAAAUACAGUUAAAACAAGCUUCAUGGAUGGUAGGCAAGAUCAUGAAGGCACAGAAGACUAUGAUGGAAGCAGGAUUCAGCCAGGAUGAUAUCACAAAUAUGAACAGUUGUUCUGUCAAACAUAUUUACCACAUGCUGCGAGGGACGUUUGAAAAAGUAAGUUGGAGGAAAGUAGUAUGUCACAAUGGUGGAUGCCCCAGAUGGAACUUUGUACUAACUAUGACAGCACAUGGAAGAUUAUAUACAAAGGAUAGAUUGCAAAGAUGGGGAGUAUCAGUUGAUCAAGAUUGUGUCAUGUGCAACAGUGAAAAGGAAACCAUAAAUCACUUAUUCUUUGAAUGUCCAUAUGCAAAUGUAUUGUGGAGUAAACUGUUAGAAUGGCAAGGCAUUGACAAAUCAAUACAAGGAUGGGAUAAAGAGCUAAAGUGGGCAGAGAAAUGGACCAAGAGAAGAAAUGGAGCAGCUCAAUUAUACAAGACGGUGUUAGCAUCUACAAUAUAUUAUGUGUGGCAGGAAAGAAAUGGUCGAAUCUUUAAAAACAAGACAAGAGUAUGGGAGACAGUUUGA